Molecule: messenger RNA, 1176 nt
Organism: Rhizopus microsporus ATCC 52813
Lineage: Eukaryota; Fungi; Mucoromycota; Mucoromycetes; Mucorales; Rhizopodaceae
Product: thiamine diphosphate-binding protein
Exons: 6
Coding region: 1-1176 (391 amino acids)
Biological process (GO): pyruvate decarboxylation to acetyl-CoA
Molecular function (GO): pyruvate dehydrogenase (acetyl-transferring) activity
Source: RefSeq, a predicted model, not a curated record
AUGACCUUCCUUGCAGCUAUUCACCGUAUGGCUCCUGCUGCCGUCAAGCAGGUUGCUACUGCUUCCAUGAAGCCUACUGCUAUUGCUCUUACACAAAAGCGUUUCAAGUCAAGUGGCACUGAGAUGACCGUUCGUGAAGCUUUAAACCAAGCUUUGGAAGAAGAAAUGAUCAAGGAUGAAACAGUAUACAUUCUCGGUGAAGAAGUUGCUCAAUAUAAUGGUGCUUAUAAGUUGUGCGCGUUGUUGGAGAGAGGUGUAGGGGUGUUAAUGGGAGAAUCUGGGAAAACAGUCACCAAAGGCUUGCUGGAUAAGUUUGGUCCUAAACGUGUGAUUGAUACCCCCAUUACCGAAAUGGGUUUCGCUGGUCUUGCUGUCGGUUCUGCUUUCAGCGGUUUGAAGCCCGUUUGUGAGUUCAUGACUUUCAACUUUGCUAUGCAGGCUAUUGAUCAAAUCGUCAACUCUGCUGCAAAGACCUUCUACAUGUCUGGUGGUAUCGUCAAGUGCCCCAUUGUUUUCCGUGGACCUAACGGCGCUGCUGCUGGUGUCGGUGCUCAACACUCUCAAGACUUUGCUGCUUGGUACGGUUCCGUCCCUGGUCUCAAGGUCGUCUCUCCUUGGAACUCUGAAGAUGCAAAGGGUUUGUUGAAGGCCGCCAUUCGUGAUCCUAACCCUGUCGUCGUUCUCGAAAACGAACUCGAAUAUGGUAUCUCUUACCCCAUGUCCGCCGAAGCUCUCUCUGAGGACUUUGUUCUUCCUAUUGGUAAGGCCAAGGUUGAACGUGAAGGUAAAGAUAUCACCCUUGUCUCCCACUCUCGUUCUGUCGGCUUCUGUAUGAAGGCCGCUGAACUCUUGGCCAAGGACGGUAUUUCUGCUGAAGUCAUCAACUUGAGAUCUAUCAAGCCUCUCGAUACUGAAACAAUCUUCAAAUCUAUCAAAAAGACCAACCACAUCGUUUCUGUCGAACAAGGUUGGGCCUCUUUUGGUGUUGGUUCCGAAAUUUGUGCUCAAGUUAUGGAAAACGAAGCAUUCUGGCACUUGGAUGCUCCCAUGACUCGUGUCACUGGUGCCGAUGUCCCUACACCCUAUGCCGCCAACCUUGAAGCUCUUGCUUUCCCCGAUGAACACGUCAUUGUCAAGGCUGUUAGAGAUAACUUGGACAAGAAAGUUGGUUUCUAA